Molecule: messenger RNA, 246 nt
Organism: Diaporthe amygdali
Lineage: Eukaryota; Fungi; Ascomycota; Sordariomycetes; Diaporthales; Diaporthaceae
Product: conidiation-specific protein 6
Exons: 3
Coding region: 1-246 (81 amino acids)
Cellular component (GO): cytoplasm
Source: RefSeq, a predicted model, not a curated record
AUGACUACUGAAGCUCAUGUCAUCGCCGGCCACAAGGCCAACCUCCACAACCCCAACACCUCUGAUGAGGCCAAGGAUCACUCCAAGGAGAUCCUGAAGGAGAACUUCAAUCUUGUCGUGGAUGGCAACAAGACCAAGGACCUUGAUCGCGUCGAAGCUGGCCUGAAGGGUGCUAUGCACAACGACAACCUCUCCGAGGAGGCUCAGUUUGCAGCUGCGGAGAGGCUGGGUGAACUCAAGAAGUGA